GGUCUGGGGCGGGGGGCUGGCGGGCGCCGCGGCUGUGCGCCAUGCAGAAGGGCGAGGGCGGCUACGGCUUCCACCUGCACGGCGAGAAGGGCAAGAGCGGCCAGUUCAUCCGCAAGGUCGAGCCCGACUCCCCCGCCGAGGCGGCCGGGCUGCGCGCCGGGGACCGCGUCGUCGAAGUCAACGGCGCCAACGUGGAGAAGGAGACGCACCACCAGGUGGUGCAACGGAUCAAAGCGGUCGAAACCGAGACCCGCUUGCUGGUGGUGGACAAGGACACGGACGAGUACCUCCGGAGCUUGCGAAUAACCUGCACGGAGGAGAUGGUGCACGCGGGCAUCCCAGCCAACCCUGACGCGUCGCCUGUCAAAUCGCCCGCCAGUGACAACGGAGACGUUUGGAAGCCCCAGGCAGAGCUGAGCAGCCGGAACCUCAAAAGGCACAAACACAGUCUGAGUUCCGACAACGGGAAGAAGGAUUUGAACGGCCAAGCCAAGGAACUGUGUCCACGGCUCUGUCACCUCAAAAAGGGCCCCACCGGCUAUGGGUUCAACCUCCACAGCGAGAAGUCCCGCCCUGGGCAGUUCAUCCGGUCAGUCGACCCAGAUUCGCCAGCAUCGAAAGCGGGACUCAAAGCACAGGAUAAACUCGUGGAGGUCAAUGGGAUCAACGUGGAGGGCAUGAAGCAUUCGGAGGUUGUGGCCCACAUCAAAUCCAAGGAGAGCGAAGCCAAGUUACUGGUGGUGGAUCCCGAGACAGACGAACACUUCAAGAAACUGGGCAUCGUUCCUACCGAGGAACACGUCAGAGGUGGAGUUCCUCUGCCCUUGACCAAUGGGUCAGCACAAACACAGCUGAACGGCGGAUCUGUGUCUUCGUUCCACAGCAAUUGCCAAAGUCCUGAGAAAGAUUCGGAGGUGGGAGAACCUGGCAUAAAGGAUCCUUUCGAAGAGAGCGGCUUGGAUUUGAGUCCAACGGCGGCAGAAGCCAAAGAGAAAGUCCGGGCCAAGCGGGUGAACAAGCGAGCCCCCCAAAUGGACUGGAACAAGAAACGGGAGAUUUUCAGCAACUUCUGAGCCCCCCCUGUUGUCGACCCAGGACUCCCUUCCUUUCUGCCUCCCCCCCUCCAACUGCAGCCACCAGACUUUUGCGACGUGCACGAAUCCUGCUCACCCCUCUCUGGGCAUAGCUUCAGGGCACUCCACGCUCCGCGUUUUCCUCCAUAGGUUUGCAUUGCUUCGUACAAGGCCUUUUUUUUUAAAAAAAUGUCUCUUCUCUUUUUGCAAAAGUGGCUGGGAGAAGGGGGAAGAGACCAGGACUGCUGAGUUCAGCGUUGGUAAACACGAACUUUCAGCUUCGAGAAACAGCAGGAAAGGUGGCGCAAAAA
This is a messenger RNA of Heteronotia binoei (common prickly gecko), 1384 nucleotides long. It is a transcript of the gene NHERF2, whose product is annotated as NHERF family PDZ scaffold protein 2. Lineage: Eukaryota; Metazoa; Chordata; Lepidosauria; Squamata; Gekkonidae. The record is from RefSeq and is a predicted model, not a curated record. Gene Ontology annotation, molecular function: protein-membrane adaptor activity; signaling receptor binding. Gene Ontology annotation, cellular component: apical plasma membrane. The transcript is spliced from 7 exons. Gene Ontology annotation, biological process: protein localization to plasma membrane. The coding region runs from base 42 to 1073 and encodes 343 amino acids.